Molecule: messenger RNA, 2038 nt
Organism: Vicia villosa (hairy vetch)
Lineage: Eukaryota; Viridiplantae; Streptophyta; Magnoliopsida; Fabales; Fabaceae
Product: ent-kaurenoic acid oxidase 2-like
Exons: 8
Coding region: 67-1506 (479 amino acids)
Biological process (GO): sterol metabolic process; brassinosteroid homeostasis; brassinosteroid biosynthetic process
Molecular function (GO): iron ion binding; oxidoreductase activity, acting on paired donors, with incorporation or reduction of molecular oxygen; monooxygenase activity
Source: RefSeq, a predicted model, not a curated record
AACAUAUAAACUCAACAAAGAAUAAGAAUCACAUAAAUCUAACUAGUGAAAAAAAAGUUAAGAAUAAUGGAUGCAAUAUAUUUAGGGUUGUUUGGUGUAGUUAUUGGGUUUGUGCUAUGGUGGUGGAAUGAGUAUUGGUAUGUUAUUCCUCUCAAAUUCAAAUGCUUCAAAUCUUCAACAAAGUUGCCACCAGGUCAUAUGGGUUUACCUUUCAUUGGAGAAAUGAUUACUUUUCUUUGGUACUUCAAGAUUGUUCGACGUCCAGAGGAUUUCAUUAACGCCAAGAGACGCAAAUAUGGCGAUGGUGAGGGCAUGUUUAGAACGCACCUAUUUGGAGCACCUUCGAUCAUAGUAUACACUCCCGCUGUUAACAAAUUUGUGCUAUUUUCGGACAGCAACUUCAAGCAAGAAUGGCCAACUGUUGAACUUAUGGGUGUAACUUCAAUGGCGGCUGUCCAUGGUAAGGCUCAUACUAGGGUCCGUAAGUUUGUUACCAAUGCCAUCAAUCGGCCCGAUGCCCUAAGCCGCAUGGCUGCUCUUGUUCAGCCUCAUAUAGUUACUUCUCUACGAUCUUGGGCUGAGAUGGGGAAGAUCAAAGCAAAAGUUGAAACUCAAAAGAUGUCAUUCGAAAACAUUGGAAAUCUUUUCUUAGGCAAGGAGUCAGGCCUUUUUCUUAAUUCUUUGGAUAAACUCUAUCAAGGCAUCCUUCCAGGUGUGAGAGCUUAUCCAAUUAAUAUUCCUGGUUUUGCAUACUACAAUGCUCUUCAGUGUAGAAGGAAGCUUGAGGACAUUUUCUCGAUCGAGUUAAAUAAGAGAAAAUUAAAAAAUCGAAAUAAGGUAGAAGCACUUGAUUUGAUGGAUGGGUUAAUGCAAAUUGAAGACGAUGAAGGUGACAAAUUGAGUGACAAAGAAGUUGUAGACAACAUUGUCUCUCUUGUACUAGGUGGAUAUAUCUCUACUUCUCUUGUGUCUAUGUGGGCUAUUUAUCUUCUUGCCAAGUAUCCAAAUGUGCUAAAAUUGCUAAGGGAAGAAAACAUGGCUUUCACAAAGGGAAAUUCAGGAGAUUUUAUUACGGCUAAAGAUGUUUCAAAUUUAAAAUAUACAAACAAGGUUGUUGAAGAAGUGAUAAGAAUGUCCAAUAUUUCAGCCUUUAUUUUCAGAAAAGUUGUAAAUGAAGUUGAUUAUAAAGGUUAUAAGAUACCGAAGGGAUGGAAAGUAAUUUCUAUGCUUCGUUAUAUUCACACAGAUCCAGAGAAUUUUAGGGAUCCCAUGUAUUUCAACCCUGAUAGAUGGAAUGAGACGGCAAAACCUGGAACAUAUCAAGUUUUUGGUGCUGGACAAAGGCUAUGCCCUGGAAACAUGCUAGCAAGAGUUCAACUAGCACUUCUGCUUCAUCAUUUGUCCAUUGGAUACAAGUGGGAGCUCAUUAAUCCUAAUGCAAAUAUAAUUUAUCUUUCACAUCCUGCUCCUAUUGAUGGGGUCGAAGUCAAGUUCAGCCAAUUGUGAAGAAAAAUUAUGGAAGGUUGUAGACAAAUAAAAUUCUAGAUUCAAACUUUGAUGUUUGCUUCUCUGAAUAAUAUCCUAAUGACUAUGUAUUUAAACAUUUCAAUUAAAUUUGUAACACAUAGUCAUUUCAAGAAAAUCUAAAUUUUAUUUAAAAAAUAGAAGUGUAUUAGAAGAGUUCAUUAAUUAUAGCAUGUUGAGAAAUGCGGUGGAAAGGCAACAAGACACACGUUUGGCCAGAAGCUACACUUUGUAGCUUCUUGAAAUCACAGUGGGAGUAAACGUGCGUUUGUAGCUUCAAACGCCAGACCAAACAGGCCAUUAGUUGUAAUUGGUUAUGGGUAGUUUUUUAACUGAUUCAUAAUUCAUGUUUGCAAUGGUUUAAGGUUAUUUAAAGUGAGAGUUAGCUUCCCAUACAAAAAGUGAGAGUUAACUUAAGGAAUUCCACUAUCAAUUGUGAUUUAACAUGGAGGAGACUUUCAUCUUUGAUGGAAAGAAAUUUGAUUUUUGCAAAGACAAGUUUUAUAGCUUCUUC